AUGGGAUCCGGUGUUUUCACCUUAGUAUGGCCGACAACAAAAGCUGUCGACACUGGGACUUCCCAAGCGGUCCCCCACCUUAGUACUAACCCAGCCUUAAGGCGCUUAACUUCGGAGUUCGAAUGGGAUCCGGUGUUUUCACCUUAGUAUGGCCGACAACAAAAUUAAUAUCUUUUAAUAACUAUUUAUAACAAUAACUUUCAAUUUGUUUUAUCUCUUAAUAAUCUACAAUUUACUCUAAUAAAUUAAUAUUAAUAAAAAUAAUAUCUCUAAAAUGAUUAAAAAUAAAAAGGUUGUCGACACUGGGACUUCCCAAGCGGUCCCCCACCUUAGUACUAACCCAGCCUUAAGGCGCUUAACUUCGGAGUUCGAAUGGGAUCCGGUGUUUUCACCUUAGUAUGGCCGACAACAAAAUUAAUAUCUAUAAAUAACUAUUUAUAACAAUAACAUUCAAUUAUUUUUAUAACUUAAUAAUCUACAAAUUAUUCAAACAAAUUAAUAUUAGAAAAAAUAAUAUUUCUAAUUAUUAAAAAUUAUUUUAAAUAAAAUAAAAAGGUUGUCGACACUGGGACUUCCCAAGCGGUCCCCCACCUUAGUACUAACCCAGCCUUAAGGCGCUUAACUUCGGAGUUCGAAUGGGAUCCGGUGUUUUCACCUUAGUAUGGCCGACAACAAAAUUAAUAGCAAUAAAUAACUAUUUAUAAUUAAGAAUAUUUUUAUCAAAUAAAUUAAUUUAAAUUUAUAUUUAUUAGCAAAAAUAAAAAAUUAAUAUUUUUUAAAUUAAAUAAAAUAUUUAUUUUGAAAGAUUAAAAUGGAAUAAAAAUAAUUUGGAAAUUGAUUGAAGUUGAAGGAUAAUAUUAUGAUCUAAAUAAUUUUGAUGAAGGAGAAAUUUUUUAUGGUUUAGAGUUUUAAGGUGAAGUUUCAUAUAGCUAGAAAAAAACUGAAGAAAUUGGAUUGUCUAAUCAAAAAUUUCAAAGUUAGCUGGAAUAAUAGGCAUUUGUUACAGGCGAACAUUAAAGUAGAUUAUCAAUAAGAAUAAUCAAGCCAUUAAUAUUAGUUUGA
This is a messenger RNA of Tetrahymena thermophila SB210, 1062 nucleotides long. RefSeq names its product MFS transporter. The record is from RefSeq and is a predicted model, not a curated record. Lineage: Eukaryota; Ciliophora; Oligohymenophorea; Hymenostomatida; Tetrahymenidae. The transcript has 4 exons.